GCAAAAUGUGCUAGAAGUACUCACUUCGUAAAAUGAACGAUAGGCGGUUGUGUGAGGAUCGUGCUUUAUUGUUGACAUCAGGAAGAAAUUAUUUUUAAGUGUUUUCUUUACUGGUUUGUUUUUAUUAUUCGUCUGCCAAAUCUUUAUGGUUCGACGACCUUCUGAAAUUUUCUUCUGGAAAUAUAAUUUGUGUUUUAUUUGCAUGUUUUAGACAUGUUGUGAAUAUAUGUUUACAAAAAUCACGUGUUGAUACGCGAGGUGUUAAACGGCAGGCAUGAUGUGGUGCGGCGUGUAGAGGAGGUAUCAAGAAGUUCAUCGUUGAUUUUUUGACAUGGAAGGUAUACCCUCUAAAAUCCUUGAAGAGGAUUCGUUGUCGAAGCGUCUCCGUCUUUCGCUGGAUGUUGGCGUCCAUGGUCACGCCUUCACAAAAUUGCAUCCUAAUUCUUAUUCCACGCACCAUCGCAAUCACAGCUUAGACUGCCGAAUUGGUGACCCUAUACAGCAACAGACUCAUCAUCGGAACAGGAGUCUGGAUUCAGUCCUCCAGCAAAUUCCUGAAAGCGGAUCUUCAAGCUUCCACCAACAACCCCUCCAUUGCCAAGUCUCUAAACUCCAUGACACAAGCAGUGACAGCGUCUCGCUGGACACUCCGCCCUCUUCCGCGAGUCCGUCUUGCCUCAUUCCUGUCCGAGACAACACGGAUCGGACGAGUUUAGCGUCCGACGACAGUGGCAUCUUUAAUUCGGACGAUGGUGAUCGUCAACAUUCUCGGCUGACUCUGGACAUCAGCCACAGUCACAUCCUCAAGCAUUCCUCGACGUGUGAUUUGCCCAAAGAUAAUUUAGUUGUCGACAUGGCCGAGGAGGCUGUGGAUGAUUUAGUAUGUGAUAAUGAGACUGAUAGACUCACGAACUCGAAUGAGUCGUUAGAUUCUAAUGCUAAAGUUGUGAUGUUUUCUAAACCGCCACCCAAAGAGUCGCUCUUACUUCGGUUGUUUGAAUCUACUUUGUUUGAUAUGUCUAUAGCGAUUACUUAUCUCUUCAAUUCUAAAGAACCUGGAGUACAGACGUACUUGGGCAAUCGAAUGUUCACUUUCGAUGAUCAAAGUGUAGAUUUCUACUUGCCGCAACUUGUGAGCUUGUACGUCCACCAUUCCGAUAUAGCCGAAGCUAUUCAUCCAUACCUUGUGUACAGGUGUCGAAAUAGUAUAAAGUUUUCACUACAGUUAGCAUGGUUACUACAAGCAUUUUGUUCUGAAAAUACGCCGUCCCGUAAAAAGUCUCAAGGCUCAAAAUUGAAGAAAUUAAUUCUUUCUGAAGAAUUAAGGCCAAAGGAACCUAUCAUUCCCUGUCCACCUGCAAGCUCUAUUAUAUCACCUAAAAAGACUCAUCAAAGAUCUUUUUCAGAUGCUACCGGUUUAGGCGGUAGCAAUGCUAUGAGAAGAAGUGCUACAUUAGGUGGCUUAAGUAAACAUGCUCCUAAAGAUCUUGCAUCGGGUCAAGCUUUUGAUAAUGGAUGUAAAUGUUUUGAAAGCUGCCAAAGUAUAUGCAGUGAUUUGAGAGGACAGAUUGUUCAUUGUCAUUGCCAGGCUCCUCGUUUAAGUGCUGAGCAAGACUUUGUGCAAGCAUUAAUGUCUAUCGGGCUGCGUUUGCAGCCGGUCUUAACUAAAGAAUUAAAAACUCAAAAGCUUCAAGCAGAGCUAUCAAUGUUAAAUCUAAAUUUACCAGCUCGUGUUUGGCUUCCAAUUCAUGCAGAAACUACUAAACACUUGAUUUUACGGAUCCCGCCUCAAGCAUCUGUGGUUUUAAAUUCCAAAGAUAAAGCACCAUAUCUUAUUUAUGUUGAAGUCAUUGAGGUAGAUAAUAUUCACUGUGCACCUGUUCCUCCAAAAAUGAUAAAUGCCCUGAGGCAGACACGCUCUGAAGAAAAUCUUCCAGAUUAUUUUGACACUCAAGAUUUUAGUGGGGUAUCUUUUUCUGUUCAUCCUGCUCUUGAUGAUGAUGGGGACUGCUGGACUCAAGAAGAUGACGCUAUUUCUAUGCAGUAUGCUUCCUGUACUAAACCUAAGGAUCGAGAUGCCCUUUCUCAGAUGUCUCAAGACAGUGGUACUAGUGGAGAGCCAACUUUUGUUGCUGCUGGUGACAUUAGGAGAAGACUCUCUGAAAAUAUAAAUGCACCAAAAAGUACUUUUAAGCGUGAUCCAGAAGAUCCUUCAGCUGCAGCACUGAAGGAGCCUUGGGAAGAAAAAGUGAGGCGCAUUAGAGAAUCCUCCCCUUAUGGUCAUCUUCCUAACUGGAAUCUUCUCUCAGCCAUUAUCAAAUGUGGUGAUGAUCUGAGACAAGAAUUAAUGGCCUAUCAGCUAUUAGCCACUUUGCAGAAAAUUUGGGAAGAUGAGAGGGUGCCUCUUUGGGUUCGACCCUACCGUAUAUUAGUCACAUCUGAUGAUAGCGGCAUGAUUGAACCCAUUUUGAAUACAGUAUCUUUGCAUCAAGUCAAAAAACAUAGCAAGAUGUCUUUAUUGGAAUAUUUUCUUCAAGAAUUUGGCUGUGGAACCUCUGAAGACUUCUUGACAGCUCAGCGAAAUUUUGUGCAAAGCUGUGCUGCUUACUGCUUGGUGUCAUAUCUAGUCCAAGUAAAAGAUAGGCAUAAUGGCAAUAUUCUUCUAGAUGGGGAAGGCCAUAUUAUACAUAUAGAUUUUGGAUUUAUAUUGUCAUCUUCCCCAAAAAAUUUGGGCUUUGAGAACUCUCCUUUUAAACUUACCCAAGAGUUUGUUGAUGUAAUGGGUGGACCUGGCAAUGAUAUGUUUGAAUACUUUAAAAUCUUGAUGCUUCAGGGGUUGGUUGCAGCUCGUAAACAUUGUGAGCGUAUCAUCACACUUGUUGAAAUUAUGCAAGCCUCCUGCCAACUUCCAUGUUUUAAGAACGGUGCUAGUGCUAUUCGUGCGCUUAGGGAACGGUUCCACAUGGGUCUAACUGAAGAACAACUUCAACUACUGGUUGACAGUAUGGUUGAAUCCAGCAUGCACUCCAUUACCACUAAAUUGUACGAUGGAUUUCAAUACUUUACCAAUGGAAUCCUUUGAAAUUAACAGUUUCUUCCAAUUGAAUGAAGUGCACUUUAAAUAUGUAAUCAUCUGGCUCUUGUUGUGUUAGUAGUCAGCUUCAAUUUGAAUGAUAUGUAUUAUAUAAAAACAAUUGUAUUUUAUGCUGUAAAUUGCGCUGAUGAACUUUUUGACUGCUCUUAAAGUGAUUUCUUAUUUUUUUAAUGUUAAUAUAUCUGUGUCAUUAUAUAUGAGAAAAUUUUUAAGGGUUCAUUUUUUGCUUUGGAUUUGGAUUAGAUGUGUUGAUACUUUUUUUUUUUUAAUCAAAAAGUUUUAAUUCUUCCAAUGAAGUAAACCCCCACAUGUUUUAUGAAUUUAAUGUAUGUGAAGUGUAAGUUAUUGUCGUGUGUGAAAUUUCCAAAGUUUAUAUGAGAGCUAUGCAUUUCUGACUGAUUUUCAAAAACAAAAAAUUUAGAAAGUUGUUUGGAUCAGUGCAAUCUAAAUAGUAUUGAAAAUAAAAUAAGAAAAACUUCUGUUUUCCAGGAACAAUCGAAAUAUCCAGGAAAAUAUUCUGUUUCUUUAACAUAAAAAUUUUAUACAAUUUUCAUUGUGUCAUAAGUUGGAUUAUAAAGUUCUCUAUUCAAGUUAAUUUUAAAGUAACAUAUACAGGGUGUUUCGUAAACAUCACCCAUGAUACAUAUAUUAUGAACCCUGGGUAAAAAUAAAAACAUAAGUUUACACUUUGGGGACCACAAAUUAAUAAUUAAACAAGGAAAAAUAUGAAAACACUAUCGAAACACGCCAAAUCAUAUUUGAGGAUAGCACGUGUCAAAACCUGUUUCAUUUUGGGAGAAAACAUAAGUUGAAAGAUGUUAAUUAGUAAUACCUUCUAGUUUCAACCUGCAAUCAAACAGAUUUUGAUGCACUGUUUACCCACCUUCCUUAACUGUGAUUUGUCAGAUUUCAAUAUUGUCUUUUUUCUUUGCCAUAACAUUAAUUGGCAACUUUUAAUGCAUAUUGACUAUAAUAUUGAUAAAAAUUCUUAAAAUAUAUAAGGUCAGCCUUACCAUAACCCCUAUAAUUGUUUUUCUUAUACAUAUUCAACAAAGUGAUUUUCAUACUUAUAAUAAUUAUGCAACUUUAUACCAGAGUUAAUGAAAACUGUUUUCACUGAAAUUUCUGGUUGAAGCAUUUAACCACUAAUUUAUAUAAUUCUAUUAAGGUUUCUGGUUGAUUGACAUCACAUCUUGAAUUAAUGAAAUUUUUUUUAUCCAUUAUUAAACUUUCAUGUUUUAAGUAUUAAUUUGUUUUAUAAAUAUGUAUGACUCUUUGGUUAAAAACCAUUUUUUUACCUUAUAAGGUUUAUUAAAGGGUUAAUUUAUAUACUUAAGAUAAUUUGAGUCAUUAAACUAUCUAUAAAAUAUUCAUUACAAUUUUUCUUCCAUCUAAUAUUGCAAUAAUCCAAUAAAUAGGGCAAUAAGUAGGUUUAAUAGGUAUUAACAAUUUUAAAAUAACCAAAUGCAACAUUUAGAGUUGUAGCCGUUUUUAUUGUAUGUUAUUCAUGUGAUAAUUUAAUACAGAAGAAUACAAGUAUUUAUUAGUCACUUUUUAACAAAUAUUGCAGGUUAACGAAAAUAGAUUGUUUUUUAAUUUUUUUUGCAUGCAUUUUUGACUAUUUGUUGAUAUUUUAUGAUUCUAAUUUAUAUAGUAUUUUGAUCUCAAUACCAUUGUUUUACAAAAAUAUAUUUAUAAAAGCUUGUAAAGACCUAAUAGUAUGUAAAAAGUAUUGUACAUAAUAGUGUGACUUUAAAAUAAAUGCUUCUGAAGAUUAUUUUCAGUCUCAAUUAAAAUAAAGCACUUCCUUGGUAUAUGUAUUCUGUUAAAAAACAUUAUUCAUAUAUUUAGAGUGUAAUUUUUUGUACAUAUGUUAUUGAUAAUGUACCUUAAAGAUCAAAUAAAUUCUUAUAUAUAUAUUUA
This is a messenger RNA of Parasteatoda tepidariorum (common house spider), 5017 nucleotides long. It is a transcript of the gene fwd, whose product is annotated as phosphatidylinositol 4-kinase beta fwd. Gene Ontology annotation, biological process: phosphatidylinositol-mediated signaling; phosphatidylinositol phosphate biosynthetic process. Gene Ontology annotation, molecular function: 1-phosphatidylinositol 4-kinase activity. NCBI's taxonomy places the organism in Eukaryota, Metazoa, Arthropoda, Arachnida, Araneae, Theridiidae. Gene Ontology annotation, cellular component: membrane; cytoplasm. The record is from RefSeq and is a predicted model, not a curated record.